This is a messenger RNA of Rubroshorea leprosula, 925 nucleotides long. NCBI's taxonomy places the organism in Eukaryota, Viridiplantae, Streptophyta, Magnoliopsida, Malvales, Dipterocarpaceae. The record is from the annotation of a GenBank genome assembly.
AGCCUCUCAAAGCUCUUCAUUCUGAAUUUAGAUGGGUAUUUAUAGGAUUUUAGAAACCCUAAUUGAAAUAGAAGUAGGACUUUGAAUAGGAAUAGGAAACUGAAUUUUAGAUGCUGAUCGCGUGGUGCUGACACUUCGAAUUACGUGUUGACACAAAAUAGGAAACAGAAUCUGAUUCUGGACGUUUAGCGCAUGGUGUCGACACCCCGAUAAUGUGUCGACACUACACCCGUGUCGGGUUUUUGGCCUCCUUUUGCAAUUUCUUCAAUGGCUAUCAACUGUGUGAACUAUGACAGUGAAUUUAGGACCGAAUGGUGUUGUGCUAAUUUUACGUUUGUUACCUGUGUCUUCUUUGCAAGGAAGUUCUCUCAUGGAGGUGCCAUGUGCCUUUUGAGUGAGAGGGUAGUAGGCCCUUUUAAGGCUUCUACAUUAAUAGACACACCUUCAUGAUCUGCAAAUUCUUACUCUAUUCUUAACCGUCAACUGACCCACUAGAUCAAAUCUGGCAAGCUCUAGCUACUAGAAUGAUGGCUAGAGUUUUGCUGAUACACCACAUCACUGACUCUAUACAAACUGUAGAUUACUAUCACGCAACACUGCAGAUAAUUACUGCUUAUCGAGGAAGACGCACAUUCCAUAGAUGCACUUGCUUUACUCUUGCUGUUGUAGGCUCCACAGUUCUUUUUGUCUGUCAUUGGAUUCCCACACUGCCUUUUGCAGCAAAUCUCUGGGUCUGGUCCUUGCACUUCCUUCCACACUAUCCAUGGUUUGAGCCUGUCUGUUCCCAAGCUGCAAUUGUGUCCCAGUCCCUUGCCUUAAUGACAGGGACGGAGCCAGGAAUUGAAGUUAGGGGGAGCGAGGGGAAAGGUUAAAUUUUUUUUAUGAGUUAUUUACUAGUUUACCUUAAUAUAAUUUAAACAAAUUU